Molecule: messenger RNA, 1548 nt
Organism: Purpureocillium lilacinum
Lineage: Eukaryota; Fungi; Ascomycota; Sordariomycetes; Hypocreales; Ophiocordycipitaceae
Product: phospholipase C type enzyme
Molecular function (GO): sphingomyelin phosphodiesterase activity
Source: RefSeq, a predicted model, not a curated record
AUGGCUGCCCCCGGCGCAGACGACGACGAAGCAGGCCCGGCCCCUGGCCUGCCCGCUCCCAUGGGCACGGGCAUGAGCCCGCCUCGGGGCCCGGGAUCGGAGUCGGCCGCUUCCUGGACCCUCCCCGACGAGCUCAACCUCCUCACCCUCAACUGCUGGGGCCUCCUCCACAUCUCGACCCUGCGCACGCCGCGCCUCCUCGAGAUUGGCCGUCACAUCGCCCGCCUCGAGCCCCCGCCGCACAUCGUCUGUCUCCAGGAGUGCUGGGUCCAGGACGACUACCGCGCCAUCCGCGAUGCCACCCGCCGCAUCCUGCCCCAUGCCAAGUUCUACCACAGCGGCGCCUUUGGCGGUGGCCUCGCCAUCCUGAGCCGCUGGCCCAUCGAGGAGAGCUCCAUGGUGCCGUAUCCCCUCAAUGGCCGCCCCACGGCCUUUUGGAGGGGUGAUUGGUAUGUCGGCAAGGGCGUUGCUUGUGCCUCGGUGCGCUUCGGCCCUAGCGAGCGGGACGUCGUCGAGGUCUUCAACACUCAUACCCAUGCUCCGUAUGAGAGCGGCCCCAAUGACUCGUAUCUCUGUCACCGCACAGCCCAAGCAUGGGAAAUCUCCAAGCUCCUGCGCGCUGCCUGCCAACGCGGUCACCUCGUUGUAGCCCUGGGAGACUUCAACAUGUACCCACGUUCCCUGCCCCAUCAAAUCAUCACCGCUCGCUCCCAGGUCCGUGAUGUCUGGCGAGUGCUGCACCCGGACAGCUCGAUUGGGCCCGCCGACUUCCACCUUGAAAAAGACCGUGGCCUGCCGAUACCGACCGCCGAGUACAACCUGACCAAGAACGGCAGCACCAGCGAUGGCCUGUACAACACGUGGCGCUGGACUAAGAACCGGCAAAACAAGCUGCGGUCCGGCGACCCCUGUCCCGUCGAUGCUGGAGCUCAGGACAUCAACGGCAAGCGCCUCGACUACAUCUUUGCCUCCACCGGCGACGUUGCGUCCGGACGCGGCUGGGUGGUCAAGGCCGCCUCGGUCGCCCUCACCGAGCGCCACCCGGAGCUUCACGUCUCCCUGUCCGAUCACUUCGCCGUAUUUGCCACUCUCAAGCUUCACAACCUGCCCUCCACCAUCGGCCACGACGAGACCGUCUCCCACUUCGACGCACAGCUCCUGUCGCAUCCCAACACCGACCACGAUGCCCUUCCCAUCUCCGCCUACGAUGAGAUGCUCGCCAUGACGCGCAGGUACUUUGUCCGGGAGCGCUCGCAGCGCCGCUGGCGGGCGGUCCGCUUCUACGCCUCCCUCGUCGUCUGGGUCGGCUGCCUCGUCGCCGUGUGGUGGAGCCCCCGCAACUUUGUCGCCUUCCUGCUCAUGCUCCUCGCCAGCCUGGUCCUCGCCGCCGGCGUCGUCGAGGGCCUGCUCGCCCUCUUGUUCUUCUCGUCCGAGAUCCGCAGGCUCAAGGAGUUUGAGUGGGAGGUUGAGAACGCAAGGGCCUUGGCGCUUGCGUCCCGGCCCGAGGGCGACGUCUCGAGUCCGACCACGCCAAGCAAGGUGCAAUGA